Messenger RNA from Culicoides brevitarsis, 2203 nucleotides. RefSeq names its product glutamic acid-rich protein-like. The record is from RefSeq and is a predicted model, not a curated record. The coding region runs from base 52 to 2115 and encodes 687 amino acids. The transcript has a single exon. Lineage: Eukaryota; Metazoa; Arthropoda; Insecta; Diptera; Ceratopogonidae.
AUUAAUUUUUUUGUAAUUUUUCAAUGAAAAAUUAAAAUUUUAGCCAAAAAAAUGCCGAGUCACAAAUCAAAAAAAUCCUCGUCAGCCCGAUCUUCCAUGGAAAAGUCAAAAGAAUCGGAUUUGAAGCCACUUUCCGCCUAUAUUGACGAUCGCGUAGAACUAAUUCGACACGCAUUCAUGUGUCUCAAGCCCAAAACCAUCAAAAAUAUCGCCCCGGAAUUCCUCAAAGGCAAAUCCAUUGAGAAAUUACAGGAAGUUUGUUUGGAUGAAGUACUUGGAUUGUCCACAAAACGUCUUUUAUCCAUCAUAAAUGCCACAGUUUGUCCUUCAGACACAGAAUCAUCGGAUUCGGAUGCUCCCAAAAUCAUCGAGGAUCACAUUUCGUUGAGUGAAAUAUCGAGCGAUGAUGACAUGUUGGAGGAAAUUAGCAGUAAAAAGGCGAAAAAGAUGCACAAAAAGCGCUCCAUUAAGAAAGAAAAGAAGGAAGACGACCCAAAAAAGAUGAAAAAUGGAAAAAGUGAGGCAAGUACGUCAAAAAAAAGUGAAAAAUCGGAAAAUAAAAUGUCGGAAAAGGAGAUGACGGUGUUAGAAUUGCUCGAAUUACAGGCGAGAGCGAGAGCAAUAAGAAGUCAAUUAGCAUUGGAGCCCGUGACGAAGAUUGAAUUAGACUCUGAAGAGGAAGAAAAUGUUGAAAAAAUCAAAGAAAAACCUUCGGAUGAGGCAAAAACUGACGAAGCAUCAAAGAAAAAUUUUGAAAAUUCAAAAGAAAAAGAAAAAUCAUCAAAAACUUCGAGUAAAGAAACAGAAUCUCGUCCAAAAGAACCUGAAAAAGACCCAAAACCGUCUUCAUCUCGCGAUGAAAAUCCCGAAAAAUCUAAAAAACGUUCGAGAAACGACUCAAAACGAUCAUCUCGAAGUCGAAGCAAGGAAAAAACUCCUGAACGUGUGAAGGAAAAGACCCCAAUCGUGGAUUUACGAGCAAAAAUCGAACAACGUCGCAACCAAAACUUGUCUGAAAGCGAAAAAUCUGAAACUCCCGAGAAAGGCGGGCGACGAGUGAGGCUCAAACGUAAUUUCGGCACUCAUUUAACGAUAACGACAGACAAUAAAAAUGUUGAAAAUGAUAAAAAUCGUGAAAAAAGUCCCAAAAAAGAUGAAGAAAAAGUCAAAGACGAAGAAAAAAGUGAUCGUGAAAGUUCUCCUGAAGUCAUCGCGAUGCAUCCAAGUCCUGAAACAAUUUUAUUAACGAGCUCUGAUGAUGAAAAAGAGGAAAAUGACAAGAAACAAGAGUCAAAAACAUCAAAAGAACGUGAAACGAGAGAAAAAUCGCCUGGAACACUGUCGCUCGAGGCAGAAGAUUUGGAUUACGAUGACAAAAGUGAGCCUGAGACGAACAAAAAACAUGAAAAAUUAUCAAAUUCUGAGGAAAAAAAUGAAUCUGAAGACGAAAAAAACGACUGGGAAGACACAAUUCAUGAAGAAGUUGGAAAAGAUGCGAAUCUGAAGCAAUCCGAAGAAAAUUCUGAGCCUCCUAAAGAAGUUCCUGAAGCAAAAAAUGAUGAAAUUUCCCAAAAAAAUGAUGAAAAAGAUCCAAACACGAGUUCUGAAGUCGUUGAUGUCGAUGAACUUCCCGAAAAAUUAUCCAGUUCUUCAAGUUCAAGUUCAAGCGAUGACGACGAAGAAGAAAAUCCCGAAGAAGACGAUGCUGACGUUGUUACAAUUGACAUUAACGAAUCCAGCGAUGAAGGCAGCAAAUUGACGGCAGACGAUGAAAAUAAUCAAUCUUGGGGUCAACGAUGGUUGCGCAGCAAAAAAGUAUCGAAAGUCAUGUCAUCGACAAAAUUGGGAAAUAAACUUCGGAGUAAGGCGAAGGAGAAAAAACUCGAGGAGAAGAAAGCGAUUGAGGAAAAGGAGAGACUUGAAAAGUUGGAACAAGAAAAAAUUGCGGAAGAAGAACGCAAAAAACAAGAAGAAGAAAAAAAGGCAACAGAAGUUCCUGACGAAGUCAUGGGCUCGACGAAACAUUUUAAAGACUUGAAAUUACUCAGCUUGCUGAAAGAGGAACGCGAGCAGAGAGCAGCGAAGGAAACUGCUCGAAAGUCGAAGAAAAAGUAAAAAUUAAUUUUUUUUUGAUAGAUUAAAAUAUAUGAAAAAGUGAAAAUUUUUCAAAUUAAAAAAAUGUGUUUUGUUUCCAUUCAGAGUU